UGUGCCCAACCUGGUGAGGGGGCAAGCUCUUGUGAAAGCCCAGCUACAGGGGAAGGGCACCAACCCUCCUCUGGUUCAACGUGCACUGUUCAUCCUGCAGUUCUCCCACCAGCCUAGUCAAAGUGUGCUUGUGUCAGCUCAGCCAGUCGUUUUCAUAAAAGGUUUCAAUCAGACAAACAAAAUUGUGGUUAGGUCACCUAUUAUUCUGCCCUGAGCAUUCGGUGCAUGUAAUUGCUUGUGCAUCAGUUUUGACCUGAUUGACCCAUGAAACAAAAUCAGUGCAAUGAGAAGUUUGAGGAAAGACCAAUAGCAUGAAAGUACCUUUAAAUGGGGCCCAUGGGUACCAGCAAACAUUUGUUCACAUAUGAAGAACGUGAAAAAAAUGUGAGAGCAAGGGUUAAGCUUGACAGUGACACUAGCCCUCUUGUGUCUGAAUCAUGCUUGGCUGUGGCUGGUUGUACACACACUUAGCUCUGGGAGAUGGCCGCAGCCACUAUCCACUGGCUGCCACGAACAUGCAUGCAAUUUGCAACCAUUACCAAAUAAUAACAACAUAGCCUCCCACUCAAUGUAGAGUCUAAACAUGGCCAGUACAUCGUUGUCCACAUGACCUCAGAUGGAAAGUAUCUAAUUUGAAAAUCAAACACAGGCACCCAUGCCUUGUCAGAAUUCCUUAGUUUUUGAGAAGUCAGGAAAAAUGGAGUGGAAACAGUGCAUUAUAGCCACUCUUUUGAUUUGCUUAUGUAUGGCGCUCAACACAGGUUUCUCUCGCUAGUUACUCAUGAAUAUAGCCAAAGUUUGCAUAUAGGCUGCAUCCGAAUCUCUUGUAUAGAGCUAGGUCUAGGUCUUUGCUCCAUUGGAAAUGCAUGGAGACGUGCAGACAAUAGACCUAGCCGUAGCUCUGGAAUCCCGUUUCGGACACGGCCAUAAUCUCCACUUCAGUAACAAUAACAACUGGCAGCUGGCACCCUGAUACAAGAUGGUUUACACACCCUAGUCACCAUGAAUACAUGCACAUCCUUGCUAAUCAGACUUCAGGAAAGGCAUCAUUCUCAAGGUGCAAAGUAAUCAUAAAAAGUCCAGAUGCUUGGGCACUCUGUCUGUCCUGAACUCAUAGAUACUUCUGAUACCAGGUCAGGUUUCCAGUCUUAUAGAUAUUUGAUUUAACGUAAUCCAUGCCGCCCUCUCUUGGCACAUAUUUUCAGUCUUUAAGUAAUUUGAAGUCCCACCUACUUGUAGAUUCAAUGUUACUUGUACUUCUUGAUAGUAUUUGCCGCAUGUACAUUGAUUUACCAUAUAUCAGAAGUGGCUUAAUGAAAAGAUCUUUCUCCCUUUUAGAGUAUUACCAGGAUGACCAAGUUCAAGCCCCUGUCGUUGAUUGUAUGGUACCAUUUCAUGAUUCACUGAAAUAUUUAUUUGCAAAAUGGUAACCAACCAACAGCUUUCAGACGGUUGUUUUAAUUUCCCAGAUUUCACUUCUCUCCUUUUCAGAUUGAGCAUUGGAUUUAAAGAUUUUUAUAGUGGAACUAGUGUGAACUUAAAUGUUCUUUGGCAGAUAUUUGAGUUAGUGACAAAAAUGUUACUGUUGAAAAAGAAAUUGCAGAGAAAUGGAUUUUCUUCUUGAGACAUUAGCAAAUGAUACGGUGAAUGGAUCAUCAAUAACUUAAUUUUUGACAGGUAUGUAACUGAAUUAAUCACUUUGAAACUGUUCAAAAAUAAAGGUAACAUUGUGUAGUCAUUUUUGGAGUUGUUGUUCAAAUGUAUAGGUUUUGUAUAAAAGAUUUAUAUUACAGUCAAAUUUGAAAAGUCUACAAUAGCAUUUGUUUUGUUACAAAUGAAAAAGACAAGUUCAAUAACCCUGUGUUCAGCACCAUUAUAAUCAGUUGUAGUCAGUUGCUAGAUUGGUUAUCUAGUUUGUAGGUGCUUUGGUUAGUCUGUUGGUCGCUUUGUCAUACUGGUGAGUUGAUCAUGCCAGUCGAUAUGGGCAAUAUUUGUGUCACCAAUGGUGAAACAAGUUGGUCAGUCAGUAAGUCGGUCAGUAGGAUUAUACAAUAUCCCAUCUCAAAAAGGUGAAACAGUUUGGUCAGUCAGUAAGUCGGUCAGUUGGAUCAUACAAUAUCCCAUCUUAAUCAGCACUUUCAUGGUUGUUACAUUUGUGUGAACUGGCUUUAUGGCUGGCUUGUUUGAGGUAACUGACUCCAGACUGUGCAAAUUGUCUUUUUUUUCCUGUUUUUCAAAUUAUGCAGUUAAUGCACUUGUCGGAGCAGUGAAAGUUUUGUGAAUGGGGGUGAUUCAAAAGUGAAAAUGGACGGCAAAAUUUUUACAUGUAUUUUGAAAGAAAAGAGCCCGGGGCACAUUUCUUCACUGGCGUCUUCACUAAACUCUGCUGUAGUUAUCCAGUAUCACAGUUUUUUGUUGGGGUGUUUGUUUGUUUUGGUGUUUGUUUGUUUGUUUGUUUGGUUUAUUUUCAGACGUAUUGUUUUAAAGAAAUUUGCCUUGAAAAAGUAAUUUGCCCUGCGAACAAGCGCACUGUUGUCAUGACGGUCCUUUCAACUCCGAUUAUCAGCCCAGGCCAGCUCUCGCUCGACGUCACAGAACAUGUCGACUCAAAUUUACUAACCUGGAUAGUAAGCCAGUCGAAAGACUUUGCCAUUAUUCGCAGUCGUUCAUCGAUUCGCAUCUGGGCCAAAGAAGUAUUGGUAUCCUACCGUUGUCAUCGCAGGAUCCAUACGUCUGGGCACCAGGCAUACAAAUUGCUAGAAAACAAACAGGAAAUAGCGAAUAUGGACAGCGAGCAGAUAUUCAGGAAAGCCGAAGAAAACUGGUUCAGCGCUGCUGUUUAUGAUGGUGAAAAGUCAGGACUGAUCCCAAUGAAUUAUGUCAAAGUCAAACCAUGCAGCUUCCUGCAACAAGUCACAAGAAGCGGUGCUGAAUCCUUGCUGGACAAACAAAAAGAUGGCGCAUUUGUCAUUCGCAGGAGCGAGAGUGAUCCUAGCAAUGAAAAGAAUUUCUCCUUGUCAGUCAAGUACGGCGAGUCAAUACAACAUUUCAAAAUCCUAACUGACCUCAGUAACAAAUUUUUCUUGUGGGUGGUGAAAUUCAACACGCUGAACGAAUUGGUGGAUUACUACAAAGCAGCCUCCGUCAGCCGGACUCAGCAGAUUUUCCUGAAAGAAAUGAACCCCCCUGGAGCCAAUGGGGAAUUUGGCUCAGACACCACGGAGUACGCCAAGGCCAAGUUUGACUUCAAUGGAGAGGAGGAAGGCGAAAUCACGUUCCACAUGGGCGACGAGAUCGAGAUCCUGAAGAAGCUGGACGAGAACUGGUGGGAGGGCCGGCUGCGGCCCAAGGCGGGCCAGAGGAUGGGCAUGAAGGGGCUUUUCCCCGCCUCCUACGUCCAACUCAUCAAAUAACGGGAGGCGCGUGAGUCCAGAUUGCCUUAGGAUAGUAAGCAUAAUUAACAGGCCGUUUGAAAUGAGAGCGCACGCUGGAUAAUUGGUACACAUUACACAGGCAUCAAACUUGAAGUUGGGCUUCAGUGUGACAUACUGCAGAUUUUUGUGCUGUGAAAAACCUUUGUUUCCAACACAAAAUCAAACACAUGCAUUUUGGUUCAUGUUUUCUUUAGUUCCUCUUUUGUCUUUUUUUGUAGUCUGUGAAAGGAGCAUGAACCGUAAGCAAUUUUCAUAUUCCUGUUCAGUUGCCGAUAGAUUUUCUUAUUCUUUUGGAAAUUGUCUUUGAAAACGAGGUAUAGUCUUAAAGUUAUUCAACAGACUUGAUCUGCAUUUGUUUUUAAACAGGAGAAUGCUUUUUUUUGGGGGGGGUUAGAAGUUGGAGAAAAGGUGAGGAAUUUUGAGUUUCAAUUGACUCCAAGGGACCUGGCCAACAGUCGCUGUUUGUUCACCCUGGUGCUUUUCUUCAGCAGGAAACACAACCCACAAAUAUCACAUGAAGUGUUUUAAUAGUUGGAUGCAGGCAGUGCUGCACAUUAUAAUGCAGUGAAUUGGACAGCCUUGACUACAGCCACAUAGAUGCAAGGCCUUGUGACAUGAGGCUCAAUGACAACCUCCUGUCAUCCGAGGUUUCAACAAUUGCUUCUUGAGAUUGUUCUAUUUUGCUGUUUGACUAGCCGUAUUGCACAAGUGAGCUCUGAAGGUGCAGUCCUUGAAUGUGCCAUGAAUAUUCAGAUGAACUUAAAUCCACACAGAGGUCUUUCUUGCCAUCGGCACGUUCGGUCACUUUCAUCAUGUUUACUGUUGCAAGUGCAAAUUCAUCCAUUUGUAAAUUCAUUCAGUUUGACUCUUAUUAAGUGAGUUCUUGUGCUUACUGAAGCUUGGCCUAGAAGUAGCCAUAUGCUGGUUACUUUGAGAGGGUGUCCUACAGUAUAAUGCAGAAACUUGGCAGCGUAGUCAAACAUUGCUAAGGAAAGUUGACACCAUUGUUAGUACUCUGUAGUUCAAAAAUAUUGUUAAGUAUUGUGGCAAAUUGGCUCACGUUGUAAAAGAAAGGCCAGAUAUGUGUGUUUGAAUGCCUGUUGCAUUCUUACUUUCAGGUUCAUUUUGCCAAUGAAAUCAAUGUAUGAUCUCUUGACCUGGUUGAAGUCACUUCAAGUAACCAGAGAUCAUUCGUUGAUACUCACAGAUUGUAUAUGCCCAUCCAUCCCUGUGACAAAUGCAAUAAGGAAGUAACCAAACAUGCUGUAUGUGUAGCAAGUAAUGUCUAGCCAGUGGCAUUGUAGCUUGCUGGCGCAAAGAGUGCUGUGGGAGAGAAAGUGAAUGUACGAUUGAUGUAACUCAGAAAACCGAAAUUGUCAGGGAAGUGCAGGGGUUCAAAAGCCAAUUCACACAUUGACCUGGAGGAGAUUCGAGCGUAACUCACUGAGGCUGAAGGCAAUGAUAGCACAUGCACAAUGGCAUCAGUUGGUGGCCAUGGUGAAACUACUUGACAAUGACACGAUAGCUUGAGAAGCUGCUAGCAAUUGGCUGCUGCCAUUUCUCAUUGACCUGUGUGUUCCUGUGAGCCCUAGCCAGGUAAUUUGGACAAAGCCUGACUGGCCAAAGUAAAUGAUCGCUUAAAAUCACUGGCUCCUUCCAUGCAGAGAGAGAGUGAGAUGAAAGCAUUUUGGCCAGCCGUGAAUUCUUACUGAGAUGGCAGGAAGAGGAAAGUAGUGGCACACCUUGUCAAAGUUGUAGUAGACAAAAACCAAACAGAGAUGUGGUGUAAUGUAAUUACCAGUACCUGUAGGUUAUUCACCAGCAGCUUAAGGUAUAUGUAACCUCUUUCCUUAAGUUCAUCAUUGUCUGUAAAGUGGUCAUGAUUGUGGGAGUGUCCCUUGUUUUCAGUACCUUGUAUUUUCAAUAUCACAACAGACCAAAGUGAGCACAAGACCUUGAUGUACUCAACAUGUCAACACCCCCCCACCCUGUUCUGUCUAAAGCCCUGUGCCUGCUGUUGAUCUAGAAACCAUCCAUGAGCCAGUGAUUUCACACAGCAACUGCCACUGUGCUGGGGUCAUCAUACCCUUGCUUUCGUCUGUCCCUUGCUCUGUUGAAUCCAACAGCAAGGCUGUCUUGAUCCUGAUCUGAGCCUGUUGGUCAGUGGCGACUUUCAAGUUGGAAUGUUUAGAUCGUGCAGACCUUGAUGAUGUGAAACUCUUAUCCAGAAGGGUGAAAGGAGAAUUUAUAAUACAGGAGGAAGAAUGAUUGCCAGUGAUUUCCAAUGAUUUCCAAUGAUGGUAUUUUUGUCUGUUCUGUAUUAUGGAUCCAUCUAUUCAAUGCACACAGAAACAAUGUUUCAGCAACUUUGGAAGACUUUUUAGUAGAAAAUUGCUGCUGUAUAACUCAUUUUAAGGCUAUAUUAAAGACGUGAAUCAGGCAUUUGCUUCUUAAUGCAUAGCUUAUUGAUAAGCAUAGGUCUAAAAGAUGAUAGUGUUGCAUCUAUGCAUAAACAAAAAAUCAUGUGUACAAAAACUGUAACAUGGUGAAUGGUUUCCGUUCUUGUACCUAUAAAUACUUUAAUAUGUAUAAUAAUGUGUGAGUUAAUGAAUGGACGUAAAGAGAUAAUGAUGAAAUGGUGGGAGGGCAAAAAAGAUAUGAUGUGCAGAGCAGAAGCUGUGGUAUGUAUCUUGCAUGCUUGCUUAUUUUUGUACACAGUGCCAUGUAAUGUCAUCUUUGUUUAAUUGUCAAUUUCUGUAGUUUGUGCUGCAGUGCAUCGUGUUCUGAGAGAGUCACUGUUGUGACUUGUUUGGUCUAGUUGUUGGGUGCUCAUGUCUGCUGUACUACCCUGACAGUACAACUCGGACACCAUCUUAGGUUGACAGGAGGUUUUGGUUUACACUGUGCCAAAUUUCUUGUGUGUUGGGUUGGUCUGUGAGGUUGGAUAAGGUAGACCUGGAAAAAUGCUGUCCUUGAUCAAAGAGGGUAAUGAGGUGAGGAACGGUGCAGAGAAGGGGAAAUUGUGUCCCUUUCCUCACUACAUUUCCCUCAAAUUUUGAGAUCACUGAUGGUGCAUGUGACAACUUCUGUCAGGGAAACCCUUUGCAAGUUGACCUGGACUGAGUGUCAUGGAGGUCCCAUUCAGAAAAAUUAUGGUCAAUUAUAUGGAAUGACAUAUGUGGAAUUACAUGGCAAAUUAUGUGGAAAGGUAGUUGGCUUGGAACCAGACACGAGUAGUAUUUAUUGCAUAUUGCAUGACUUUUUGGCUGGUAGCCUGAGCCAAUAUUCUCUAUGUUUACCAGCUCUAUGGAAAUUUCCCAGUUCUGACAGUGGCCUGUUUGUUAAUAACGUGAAGCAGUUCCCACUUGGGCGACAUCUUGUGAAAAAAAGAGACCCUAUUGCCAUGAGUCAUGUUGGUCCUUCACAACAUGAUAACUCCACAGGUUUAGGAAAUACACGUAUGCACAAGGAAAACCCUUGCAAGUUGUC
This is a messenger RNA of Acanthaster planci (crown-of-thorns starfish), 6923 nucleotides long. RefSeq names its product growth factor receptor-bound protein 2-like. Lineage: Eukaryota; Metazoa; Echinodermata; Asteroidea; Valvatida; Acanthasteridae. The record is from RefSeq and is a predicted model, not a curated record. Gene Ontology annotation, molecular function: protein binding.